This is a messenger RNA of Ipomoea triloba (trilobed morning glory), 2281 nucleotides long. Its product is annotated as F-box protein At1g47056-like. The transcript is spliced from 2 exons. Bases 261 to 1895 code for a protein of 544 amino acids. Gene Ontology annotation, molecular function: protein binding. Lineage: Eukaryota; Viridiplantae; Streptophyta; Magnoliopsida; Solanales; Convolvulaceae. Gene Ontology annotation, biological process: SCF-dependent proteasomal ubiquitin-dependent protein catabolic process. The record is from RefSeq and is a predicted model, not a curated record. Gene Ontology annotation, cellular component: SCF ubiquitin ligase complex.
GGUCGUGGCGACGACGCGCACAAUUUGCUGUUGCCCCUUUGGCGGUCCAAUCUGGUUUUGACGGGUCAAAUGUCAAACCCUCCUUCCUAUUAAAACUUUGCCAAUUUCCCCCAAUUGCUCAAAGAUUCAUCGAUCGCUCGUUUGUCUUUUUCAUCCCCAAAUCUAAUCUUGUACACCACCCGUUUCUGCGUUGAAUCUAGGGCGGCGCGUGAAUUGCGCUUGCCGUGAAUCGCCCUCGCGUCUUAUAUCGCCGAAUCUGGAUGGGCCAGUCUCCGUCGAUCCACCAAUCCUCGCCGGGUGGGUCUACUCACCGUAACCGUAGUUGUUAUCCGAAGCCUGUUGCUAAACACCGCCGAUCAAUGUCUGAUCAUUCACAGCAGGAUGUUUCGUCGGAUGAAGAUGCCGCGCCAAGUUCGGACGACGGUUUAGGAGGUUGCGAUUUCAGCGACGGGAUUCCUGACGAAUGCUUAGCGCUGAUUUUUCAAUCCUUGAGCUCCGGUGACCGGAAAAGCUGCUCCCUCGUCUGCCGGAGGUGGCUCCUCGUGGAAGGACAGAGCCGCCACCGUCUCUCCCUCAACGCCAAAUCCGAUGUCCUCCCGCAUGUUCCUGCAAUCUUCUCUCGAUACGAUUCCGUUACGAAGCUAGCUCUCCGCUGCGACCGCAAAUCCGUGAGCAUCAACGAUGAGGCUUUGGUCCAAAUCUCCCUCCGCUGCAGUAACCUCACGCGCCUGAAGCUGCACGGCUGCCGCGACGUCACCGAUGUCGGGAUGGCGGCCUUCGCGCUCAACUGUAAGAGCUUGAAAAAGUUCUCCUGCGGGACUUGCAUGUUCGGAGCCAAAGGUAUGAAUGCUCUGCUCGAUCACUGCUCUUCCCUUGAGGAACUAUCGGUCAAACGCCUCCGCGGCAUCAACGAUGGCCUCGCUGCUGAGCCAAUUGGCCCAGGAGCGGCGGCUUCGUCGCUGAAAUCGAUUUGUUUGAAAGAGCUUUAUAAUGGACAAUGCUUUGGACCAUUGAUUAUUGGAUCAAAGAAUUUGAGAACUCUUAAGCUAUUGCGUUGUUUGGGGGAUUGGGAUAGCAUUUUGGAGAAUGUUGCUUCUAGGCCAAAUUGUUUAGUUGAAAUGCAUUUAGAGAGGCUUCAAGUGAGUGAUGCUGGGCUCAUAGCAGUGUCCAAUUGUUUGGAGUUGGAAAUUUUACAUUUGGUUAGGACUCCUGAAUGCACAGAUGAAGGUGUUGUAGCUGUGGCCAAAAACUGUAAGCUAUUGAGGAAAGUUCACAUCGAUGGAUGGAGAACGAACCGGAUAGGUGAUGAUGGCUUGCUUGCUAUUGCUGAGAACAGUGCAAACCUUAAAGAGCUGGUCCUCAUUGGUUUAAACCCUACCUUCAUUAGUCUCUCUGCUAUUGCUUCUAAUUGUCAGCAAUUAGAAAGAUUGGCUCUUUGUGGUAGCGAGACAAUUGGUGAUACUGAAGUGUCAUGUAUUGCCAGUAAAUGCGGGGCUCUGAAGAAGCUUUGUAUCAAGGGCUGUGAGGUGAGUGAUGACGGGAUUACCGCUUUCGCUUGGGGCUGUCCGAAUUUGGUGAAAAUUAAGGUCAAGAAAUGCAAACGCGUUACUGGAGGGGCUGCGGAUUCAUUGAGGGCAGUAAGGCAUUCCUUAGCGGUGAAUUUAGACGUUGAUGAAAUUGAAGCUGAGCCUGUAGAUGGUAGUACAAGCGAUGCUGGAGCACCCGAUGAAGGUGUAGAGUUCCACUCUGCUGUGAGUACAGUGACCAGUGGUGGUGGUGGUGGUGGUGGUGGUGGUAGCGGUAGCGUUGUUGUUGAUGCUGAUAUGCCAUCGAGCAGUAAUGGAGGUCGAUCAUUGGCAUCUAAGUCAAGGGGCUCGGCUGGAACAGACCUAUAAGGGUUGAAUCUUUCCACCCAUUCUGUGUUGAAUAUCAUUCAUCCUGUGGGAACACUGGGUGAACAAUGUCAUAGUGUUGGUAUGUUCUGAGGCUCUAUGGUUUGAAUAUGCAGAGAAAGUGAUUGGAAAUAUUGGGUUUGAUUUGGUCAAUGUAGAUUUCCCUGGGCGUUGAGGACCUGGGAUUGAUAGAUCAACGGCUGACCAAUUCAACAAGACUCUGGAGCACAUUGUGAGGUGAAAAAAUAGGGGCAGAGAGAGGAAGGUUCAGCCUGAAAUGUCAUGUAAAGUUCCAACUUCCUGUUGGCUUUUAGAUAUCUCAAUUGUAGAUCUGUGUAAAUGACGAUUCCAAAAAAUAAAAUCAUACUCAGCUUCAUCACUUUAUAAAA